AGUUCCUCUGCGCUCGCCGUAAACCGGAAGUCAUCAGUAACGCGCAUUAAAAACAGCCUGUUUACUGUUUAAUAAUCGAAAUAUUAUCUAAAUGCUCAGGUGAAGUAAGAUUAUAAACAUAUUGUUGUCUUUAAACGUUUAUUCUUCGAAUCUGUAAUUAUAAAAUCCGUGCAAAAAAGCGCAAUUUAACGAGUUAGGGUUGGUUGAAAGUCAAGAGUUGUUUACAUGGAGACGUGGGUGAGAUUCAGCGCUCAGAGUCAAGCGAAAGAUCGAGUGUUCAGGGCUGCACAGUAUGCCUGCACACUGUUAGGAUACACACUGCAGAAAGGAGGAGCUGCAGCUCACCUAUUAACAGCCAUCAAGCAACUGGAAGCUCAUCUGAGCCUCAGCAGAAAGCUGAUGCGGUUAGGAAACUCAGCCGAGUCUUUGGAAGCAGCCAAGCGAGCCAUUCAUCUCUCUGACUGCGUGCUGCGGCUCUGCAUCACCGUUUCCCACUUAAACAAAGCCAUGUACUUCGCCUGCGACAACCUGCUGUGGGCCGGAAAGACAGGGCUGUUGCCUCGACUCGAUCAGAUCAAGUGGAGUCAGAGGUCAUUCAGGUAUUACUUGUUUGCGCUCAUCUUAAACCUGACACGUGACCUGUAUGAGAUCUACGGUUUGAUGGAGCGCGAGCGGCGCAGCACUUCAUCCAAAGCUCAUCUCUCGGGCACCUUAGAGAACGGUGAAUUCCCCUCUGCCCCGUGCUCCUGCACGUCCGUAUUUAAGGCCAGGCUUCAGCAGCAGCUGUGUCUGUUGGCCGCCGUCCUCCGCAGCAACCCUCCGCUCCUGCUGGACACGCUCAAGAACCUGUGUGAUGUCUUCAUCCCGCUGGACAAACUGGGCCUCUAUCAAACCGGCCCGGGGUUCGUAGGGGCGUGCGGUCUCACUUCGUCCGUUCUGUCCAUCCUCACCCUGCUCUAUCCCUGGCUCAAACUCAAACCCUAAACCAGCUUGUAGCGUCACGUUGUAAUCCACCGUCAAGUAUAAACUGAGCAGCUCUUGGAAACCAACAGACUGGCCAAUCACCUCACAGUGUGCUGAUGAGUAACACCUAACUGUGAGGAGAGAUGGAGAACAAAAUGAGGAGGUGUGUGUGUGUGUGUGUGUGUGUUUGUGCUAUACUCUGACUUAAGCAUGUACUGAAACUGAUAGAAUUACAAGAAUUACAAGGAUAACACUUGUAAAAAGCGUUCACGUCUUUACACGCCACAUAAAUCCCAAACGACAGUGUGUGGAAAAACACAAGCAUUUAUUGUCAUUAAAUACCACACCACUGAGUUCUCAAUCCUGAUUGGUCAGAAGGCUGUGGUUAAUUUUCUCUAACAGUUCUGAUGCGUUAAUGUUGUUAUAGUAACAGCGUACACAGGGACUUUUCAAGGUAAACCGAUCCGAUGUAAAUCUAAGUUUUCCGCCACAGGAAUGUUUUUAGGUAAAGUGUGUGUGUGUGUGUGUGGAUAGUAAGAGGAACUCUGCUGAAUCGUUGAUUUAAUACUACAUGGACCACUUAGUAAAUAGAGCUUUUUAAAUGUUAUAGUUUUGAUCAGAAAGAUCCGUACACAUGGUGGAUUUUUGUUCACUUCUGAGGCGACUGUUAGUGUGAAAGUAAAUGAUAUCAAAUAAAACAGAUCAUAAUUACUGUAAACAAGGAUAAAAGGAUGUGGUAGGGAUGUGGUAGCCUAGUGGGUAAGGUGUUGGGCUACCAAUCGGAAGAUUGUGAGUUCGAUUCCUAUGUCCACUAAGCUGCCACUGCUGGGCCCCUGAGCAAGGCCCUUAAUCCCUGAGCAAGGCCCUUAAUCCCUGAGCAAGGCCCUUAAAUCAGAUAAAAUGUAAGUCGCUCUGCUAAAUGCUGUAAAUGUAGACUGGAAUAUGAAUAGAAUAUGAGUAAAUGUCUACUAUUUAUAUUUCAUGUCUGUGUUUCUCCUUUUUUCUGCUCUUAUUCCCUAACAUCUGAGACAGGGAUGUCUCACCGAGACUGUCCUUUAACCCUGUUUGUGGACCUUUACUGUGUGCGACAGGUUACUGAUUCAUUUAUCUGAACCGACUCCUGAAUCGUUUAAUUCAAUCGGGAAGGAGUGCGGCGUUCGGAUAAAUUGUUCUGAAUAAAGCUUUUAUUUUGUAUAAAGUCUGACGUUGAUGCAGCAGAUCUAACCUUGUGUAAUGAAAUGUUUUGAGUUUCAGCUAAUCUUUAGCUACUGGUGAAAUGAUUGGCUUAUGUUCAUAGUGUUUUUAAUCUGGAGUGAAUAACAAAAUAAAGACAUUAGUAAAGCUACUAGA
Molecule: messenger RNA, 2313 nt
Organism: Tachysurus fulvidraco (yellow catfish)
Lineage: Eukaryota; Metazoa; Chordata; Actinopteri; Siluriformes; Bagridae
Gene: pex11b
Product: peroxisomal biogenesis factor 11 beta
Exons: 4
Coding region: 226-984 (252 amino acids)
Biological process (GO): regulation of peroxisome size; peroxisome fission
Cellular component (GO): peroxisomal membrane
Source: RefSeq, a predicted model, not a curated record